Molecule: messenger RNA, 639 nt
Organism: Thermothielavioides terrestris NRRL 8126
Lineage: Eukaryota; Fungi; Ascomycota; Sordariomycetes; Sordariales; Chaetomiaceae
Exons: 1
Coding region: 1-639 (212 amino acids)
Source: RefSeq, a predicted model, not a curated record
AUGUCUGCGGUUCUUGCGCUCUUCCUUGCCGGGCUGGCCACGUUCGCCUCCGCUGACAUCCACGGUGUUACGCCGCACGAUAUGUACAGCUCGUCGGUCGGCGUGCUGGGCUGCAAAAUUGACACCAACCGCGUCGCCUACUUCCCGCAGUCCGUGGACUGCGACAACAUCUGCGUCCGCGUGUCGUACAACGGCCGGUCAGUCGAUCUCCUGCGCGUCGACCAGUCCGGCGGCGCCUACGACAUCUCGUACGACGCCUGGGCGUGGCUCCAGACGGGCAUGAGCGCGUCCGCAGACCCCAUCACCGGCGGCGCCGUCAACAUGGAUGUCGAGACCGUCCCCGCCGACAACUGCCUCCAGUACCUCGAGACCGGCGGGCUCCCCCUCUCCGCGCCCAACAGCAUGAACUACGUCGCCAGCUGCCUGGCCCAGCCGAACAGCUGGGUGGCCCAGCACUACCAGCUCUUCAACAUCCAGGACCCCGUCUGCCACUGGGGCUAUGACGAGCAGUGCACCCUGAACCUUGCCGUCAGCAACCAGCCCUCUUGCCCGCAUGCGUUGGGCAGCACGAACGGGCGCCUGCCGGACACGGUCUUCAACAUCCAGUAUGGCACUGGCCAAGUUGUGGCCGCUCCCUGA